Messenger RNA from Parasteatoda tepidariorum (common house spider), 879 nucleotides. NCBI's taxonomy places the organism in Eukaryota, Metazoa, Arthropoda, Arachnida, Araneae, Theridiidae. The record is from RefSeq and is a predicted model, not a curated record.
AUGAAUCGUACUGCUUUGAGUGGAUGUCAGAAAAGAAAGAGAGCAGCAGCGGAAGUAGAAAAAAUCAGCAAAUUGCCUAAACUUACUUCAUGGCUGAUAUCAUCAGAGACAAAAUCGCAAAAUACUUCAACGACAGAAAAUUAUAGUUCAACAUUUACAAAUGCUCAACCAAUUUUAAGUGAAGAUUCAACCGAACCCGGCUUGGCACCUGUUGAUGAGGUCUACAAUGAAAUUUCAGAGGAAAAAGAAUUGAAUGAGAAAAAGCUUUCUGUCCAAUCCACAGAUCCUGGUCUCUGGAACGUGAAAGACUUAAGUCUGGUAGAUUACUGGAUUCGUGUUGGACCAUCAUCAUGCCAAAAUAGUAAUAGGGAGUUCAGUAAUUCAUGUAGAGUAUAUGAAACAGGACCAAAUAAUCAAACUGUUAAUCGGUAUCUAACUAAAAAUGUAUUUGAGCGAAAGCUGCGUAAUGGUGAAUGCAUUAAACGUGAGUGGCUACUGUAUUCACCAUCCCUAGGAAAACUAUUUUGCUUUGUUUGCCGUCUUUUAUCACACAAAGAAUCGCCAUUUUCUACAUUAGGAUUUAAUGACUGGAAACAUAGCCACAAAGUAAUAUUAGACCAUGAAAAUGGAAAAGACCACCAAGCAUGUUUGCGAGAAUACUUUAUAAAACAUAAAAAGUGUGGGAGCGUAGAUUCUAUGCUCAUUGACCAAUAUUGUUCAGAAAGAGAAAAGUGGCAAAAAAUACUUACGCGUGUUGUUGCUACAAUUCGAUUUCUUGCAUCUAGAGGUUUAUCAUUUCGCGGAGAUAAUCAAAAACUUGGUUCAAUAGGAAAUGGAAACUUCUUGGGUGAUUCCUUAGUGAUUUUGAUCCCUUUUUAA